GCUCCGCGCGCCGCGCUGUACCUAUAUAUUGCGUGGCCGCCUGGAAUCCCGCGCUCUUUUGAGAGAGCUCCCCGGCCGUGCUGUAUAUGCUGGCGGUUGUUAUCCUUGUGAAGCUGUGGAUUGCAAAGUUCGCCCCCCGUUGUAUACACAACUGAUUGCGGGGAAGAGCCUUGUGGUUUUGGUAAGUGUGUCAAUUUUUUCCUGGGUAUAUACUUCGCAGAGGUGUGUGUGUUUGAGUUACGUGCAAGGGUGUGUUAGUGUUGUUCCCAACAGUUCUGCCUAGGACGUUAAAGAAAAGCGCACCUUUGGCACACGCGCGUGACGUUAUAUCCUGUCUCUUCUCAUGUGCAUGGUCCAAAGGUCAAUUUGCAGAAGAGAGUCCGUGGUUCAAAGUUUAAAUUGCACACAGAAGACGUAUAAUUAGGAUAAGGGAUUUGUGCUUGUGUCCUCUUAGGUGUUACACAGACAUCCUGUGACUCUGUGCUGAUAUUUUGGGCCAAGCUACUCAUUUUAUUUGAACUGUUUCAGUACAAUACAAGACACUUCUGGGUUUGGCCACUGGUGCUCCUGGUUGUUGUUUUGAGGUUGUGCUGCACCUUGUGGCUCUGGUGCCUACCUCUACUGGCUUACUUUAUUUGGUGACGUCCUCCUGAUAUACACCCAGGCUCCUGCGUCAUUUCAGAUAAGUUUUUUUACUAUUAGAGAAUGCCUUACCGCUCAGAAAGGAAAAGAAGAGCAUAUUUUAAGAACCGAGACAAUGCAGUUAAAGCUGAUUGUAACAGAAGGUAUUAUGUGCAGAAUUCAGAGUAUUUAAAGGAUAAAGGUAGAUUGGUUUAUCACUCUGACCCUGAUAGGAAAAAGGCAUUGUCUAGGGCUUCAUAUUAUGUACAUUGUAAUAAGAAGAAGGCAGCUGUUAGUGCCUUACGUGUUUCUGAUCCCAAAAAGAGAAAUGCAACUGAUAGAGCCCAUUACAAAUUGCAGCCUGGGAAGAAAAAGGCACUAGCUAGGGCAUUGUAUAAGUUGCACAAAGUGAAGAAGAAUGCUUGUGAUAGGGCAUCCUAUAAAUGUAAUGUGGAGAAGCGAAAGGCUGCUGCAAAGGCCCACUAUGAUGUAAACCCUACACGAAAGCGUGCAGCAAGCAAGGCAGUUUACCAAGCCCACCCUGCAAAAAUGAAGGCAUCGUUUCUG
This is a messenger RNA of Geodia barretti, 1188 nucleotides long. Lineage: Eukaryota; Metazoa; Porifera; Demospongiae; Tetractinellida; Geodiidae. The record is from the annotation of a GenBank genome assembly.